Messenger RNA from Helianthus annuus (common sunflower), 570 nucleotides. RefSeq names its product DNA-directed RNA polymerase I subunit 1-like. The record is from RefSeq and is a predicted model, not a curated record. NCBI's taxonomy places the organism in Eukaryota, Viridiplantae, Streptophyta, Magnoliopsida, Asterales, Asteraceae. Bases 1 to 555 code for a protein of 184 amino acids. The transcript is spliced from 3 exons. Gene Ontology annotation, molecular function: DNA binding; DNA-directed RNA polymerase activity. Gene Ontology annotation, cellular component: RNA polymerase I complex. Gene Ontology annotation, biological process: DNA-templated transcription.
AUGGUUUCGGUAGUUGCUAAUAUCAAAAGUAAGAAACUGGAGGAUAUUCCGAUAGUAUCCGAAUACCCAGAUGUUUUUCCAGAAGACCUACUAGGAUUACCAACCGAUAGGGAGGUGAAGAUUCCGGAACAAUAUUUUCAAGGGAAAGAGGAUAAAACUAAAACAAAUAAACGUCUAAAAAAAGAGCUUGCUGAGUUUGACAAUGCGAAUCUAAAAGAGGCCGAUGAAACCAGAUUAUUAAUAUGGAAAAACGAGCUUGUGUGUGGUGUUAUAGACAAAGCUCAGUUUGGCAAGUAUGGUUUGGUUCAUACGGUUCAAGAGCUGUAUGGUCCAGACAUUGCAGGGCUCUUACUUGGAGCUUUUAGUCGGUUAUUCACUUCUUUUCUACAGUUCCAUGGAUUUACAUGUGGAUUAGACGACCUCAUGGUGGCGCCUGAUUGUGACAAAGAAAUGAGGAUGGAACUUGAAGGUGAAGAUGUAGGUGAAAAGGUUCACCGCAAAGUUGUCAACCUGGAGAACCAAAAAAUAGGUACAAAUUUGAGUACCAAAAUAUAGAAAAAUUUAGUAGAG